Metopolophium dirhodum (rose-grain aphid) is the source of this 2311-nucleotide messenger RNA. Its product is annotated as kelch-like protein 2. The record is from RefSeq and is a predicted model, not a curated record. Gene Ontology annotation, molecular function: protein binding. The transcript has 11 exons. Lineage: Eukaryota; Metazoa; Arthropoda; Insecta; Hemiptera; Aphididae. Bases 409 to 2064 code for a protein of 551 amino acids.
ACUUCGUGGGUGUUGCGGUUUCUUCGCAGCAGUAUUUACCUCACUAUCAAGUGUCACUGUUUUGCGUCGCGAUCGUAACACAAUAAUACAAGUUCGCGAUCGUAACACAAUAAUAUUAGUUAGCGAUUGCAUGUUGCCCACCGCACGCCGCCGCCAUCGAUCAGCUGAUCGCCCGGAAUAACUUGUCCACCGCCUACUCCGAUCACCCCCACCGACCGACACCAGUCUUAUUUACAUGAGUAUGGCGGCGCAACUGCAACUAUAGUUGUCCCGUCUAUCGUGUCGUUGGACGUCGUUGCAUUUGACGUCAGUGGAACAAGUCGUCCGGUCUUUUUCAAUCGCUGAGACUCUCGGUACUAGUGUGGGUUUUUGACAACUCCAAAACCCGGACUUCAUAUACCAUUUACAAUGCAAAAUAAAAAAGAAAAACCAGAAUCUGGAAGAUGUGCAAAAUAUGCAAAAUACGAAUAUAAAAAAUCGUCUUAUGCAGAGACUCAUGGAGUGUUACAAUCAUUACGCCAAGAUGGGUUAUUUUGUGAUAUUAAACUAAAAACAGACGAUAACAAAAUAAUAAUCGCACACAAAGUGCUUUUAGCAUCAGCUAGUCCAUAUUUCCAUGCUAUGUUCACCAAUUUUUCAGAAAGGAAUCAUGAUCUUGUUGUAAUGAGAGAAAUAGAUUCAACAGCUUUACAGCAGUUGGUAAACUUUAUUUAUUCGGGAAGAAUUGUGAUCACUGAAGAAAAUGUACAGGAUUUGUUACCAGCUGCAAAUCUCUUGCAGUUACAAGAAGUAAAAGAGGUUUGUUGUGAUUUUUUAAAUUCACAACUCUGCCCCACAAAUUGCAUCGGUAUACACGCAAUAGCUGAUUUACACAGCUGUACGAAAUUGUUAACAAGUUCAGAAUUAUAUAUUCAACAACACUUUUCUGAAGUUGUUGGUGGUGACGAAUUUCUAUCGCUAUCAUCGGAAAAAGUAAUUCAGUUGAUCUCCAGUGAUAAACUUACAGUUCCAUCUGAAGAAAAAGUAUUUGAAAGUGUUAUUCGUUGGGUAAAAUAUGAUUCGGGUUCAAGAAAAUGUAUUUUACCCCAAUUAAUGGAACACGUUCGUUUACCAUUAACAUCGAAGGAUUACAUAUUAAAAAAAGUAGUUGAGGAACCUCUUAUUAGAAAUUGUUUAAAAUGUAAAGAUUACAUAAGCGAGGCAUUAAAUUUUCAUACACUCAAUUCAGAAGAGCUUAUUUCACAAAACAUCCGGUGUAAAGAUAGACAUGGAGAUAAAGUAAUUUUAGUUGCUAGUAGAUUUGAUACUGAUGAAUGUAUCAGUAUAAAAUUUUACGAACCAAAAAUGAACCGAUGGCAUAAUGGACCUGAAAUGAUAACAAACCGUAAAAAUGCUGGUCUAGCUGUAGUGAAAGAUAAUUUAGUGUUUGCUGUGGGGGGUUCCACUCAUAUUUGGCAACAACUUCAGUCUGUUGAUGUGCUUGAUUUAUCCUCAGAAUCACCUUGUUGGAAAUCAAGUGUUGAAAUGUUAGUUAAACGAAAUUCUUUUGGAGUUGGUGUCAUCAAUAAUAAACUAUAUGCCGUCGGUGGACAUAACGAUAGAGAUGGUUCAUUAGAUAGCGCAGAAGUUUUCGAUUACAAUUCUCAAGAAUGGCGUAUGAUAUCUAGUAUGUCUACUAGAAGAUGUGGUUUAGGGGUCGCAGUCCUGAAUAAUCUUUUAUAUGCGAUAGGAGGAGAAGGUGAAUGCCGGGAAGAUGCUUUAGAGACUGUUGAAUGUUAUGAUCCCAGUCUUGAUACAUGGACAGAAGUUGAAGACAUGUUCCUAUGUCGUAGUCGGGUUGGAGUAGGAGUUUUAGACGGUGUACUGUAUGCUGUUGGUGGUCAUAAUGGAUUAAAAACUCGGAGUAGUUGUCAAGCAUACAGACCAAGUACAGAUGAUUGGACUACUAUUGCGGACAUGAAUUUUCCUCGAUAUGGUGCAGUUUAUAUCAAUUUUCAAUAUAGGAGUAGUCGCAAUAGACGGUUUACUGUAUGUCUUUGGUGGAUCUCACAACUCUCACAUUGAGGAUUCUAUAGAAUGUUACAGCCCCAUAACCAAUACCUGGACCAUAGUUGAACCGUUAAGGAUUCAUGAAUAUGCUACAGCACGCGUAAUAGCCAUUAAUAGGCCACGACAUUUAAAUACUUAUUAGUAUUCAUGAUAUUUGUUUGAUACAGUAUAUAAAUGUUUUCCUAUUUUGUAAAAUAGUAUGUUAUUUGAUUAUUCAUUUAUUUUAUUGUAUUUUAAUGUUUAUUAAAGGUUUCAUAUUGUA